GCUUUAUUUUCCGGGGGACGUCAGAACCGAUCAUGGCGACUCUCAGCGGCAGUCGUGGGGAUCGCCUCUCCAACUCCAACCACCAGAAAGGGUCUCUAGUUUCUCCGGAGAAAGUUCGUGAGAUCCUGAACCAGGGGGUGUCGUCGACGACCGGCGGCUCCAUCAGUGGUCAAGGACAUUUGAAAGUUCUUGAAGUAAAAAGCAACACUCCCGCACCUUGUGAAGCAACUAACAAAGAAGCCUUUUUCUCAAGAGUGGAAUCCUAUUCAUGUUUGAAAUGGGCAGGCAAACCCCGCACACUGUCCCCUCUGAUGUGCGCCCGUUAUGGCUGGAUCAACAUUGGCUGUGAUAUGCUCAAGUGCUCCAGCUGCAACGCUUUCCUCUGUGCAACACUACAACCGACUUUAGACUUUGAAAAAUAUGAAUCCCGCAUUGCAGAGAUUUUGAGACAGCUUCAGACGCAGCAUGAGAAGUUUUGUCCUUGGCCCGACUUCCCCUGUCCAGAGCGGUUCUGGUUGGUUCCAGCCUGUGAACCAUCAACGCUUCUCACUGCCUUCUUAGAGCGCUUCCAGAGCGCCUGUCUCCUUGCACAGCAGCUGCCAGCCAUGAAGCCAGAGCAGCUGAAAUCUAUGUCUUUGACUGAGGACGUCAUCAGUGCUGUACUACAGCUUGUCGAGGAGGAGCAAAAAAGAAAGGGAGGGACUCGGUGCUCUGAAUCUUUGGGUGUCCAGGUGGCUGCAUGCAUAGUUUCUCUCUGUGGCUGGGCAGGAAGCCCAGCUCUACAUGCCAUGAACCUGCCCAUCCUCACCUGCUCCUACUGCAUGCGCAAGGUGGGCUUGUGGAACUUCCACCAGAUGGAGGCAACAGGGGGUGAUGGAGAUUCCAUAACUGUAGCCCAGUCUGCCCCAACAACAGCUCCUGCCUCAACACCCACGCAUGAGGGCCAGGCAGACCGCUCUUCAUCUGCUUCACCCACCCCUGCUACAACACCAAGUCGCAUGAAGCUGAGGAGCCAAGACUCCACACGCUCUGACCAGGGUGAGGGAACCUCCUCCCCUGUGGGCUUGCGAUCCCGCAGCAGAGACUCACCAAGCCCCAGUGAAGAGCCACCAAGUCCCUUGACCAGGGGAAAGAGGUCUGCAACACGCGGCAGAGGACUGGGGGACAUCUUUGCAUCUGAUGGCGCCGCGAGCCCGCCACAACCUCCCAAGCGCCUGUGCCUCUCAUCAGUUGGUGGUGCUGAUGAUCUCCUGCACAAGAACACAUUUGACCCUCUCGCUCAGCACAGAGACUGGUGUCCCUGGAUCUCGGUGGGAAAGGAGAACGUGCAUCCAGGGGCCAUCCGCUUUUUGGAUGGAGGUUCAGCACUUCAUCAGCAGGGCUGGAAGGCCGCUCUCGAUCUCCUCAUGCCCAUGAAAAAUAAUUCCAAUACAGCAGGAGGCAGUCCAGCACAGGGCCCUCGUGACAAGUCUAAAAGGGUGUUUGCUAUAUUCCGUCAGUGGCAGGUAUCCUUCUCUCCAUCUCAGCAGACUGAUUCCAACCAGACAGCGUUGCAGCACUGAAGUGACAAAUUGACCUGCCCUUUUUAUGCAGUACGAAAUCGGACAGCAGUGUCAUAUCAUAUCAGUGUAUGCCAUCCGUUAAAGUCGUGUUUACAGUCAAAGUGAUUCUGGAGGGAAAGGAAGUGGAUUGUGUCUUCAGACAAAUAAAAAAGUGUCUUUUCUGUGAACAGUGAAAUGUGAAGGAAGCCUGUCUGGCUUUAAAUCAUUUGGAUGUGUAACUACUGGGGCCUCUACAGGCCUUGCAUAAUGUGUAUACAUAAGUAGUCAUCACGUACAAGAACACAUCUCCGUAUGAAAAUUGGCCACAAACAAGGCACCUUCUACUAAUCUUACAUGAAGUCUGCUCCAGUAGUGCUUCAGGAAGUCAUGAAUGUCUCGAUUUCUGGGGAGAACAAGAGACGAGGAAUCAAUGAUCAUAAGAACGGGCCAAAUGGCUUCACACUGGAUAGGUAAUGUUUACCUUCAUUGUAUGUUGAGUCAUUUGUGGAAGUGAAACAUUAACCACAUAUCAGCAAAAAAACUGUGAGGAAGUUCUUUUUUGUGUGUACUGUCUUGCUCGGGUCAGAGAUAACUUUUUAACGAACAAUUCUUUUUUUGAGAAGUGAAAUAUUUGUUAGUGCUACAAUCCUGAUUAAUACAAGCAGGUAGAACCAUGUGCCAUUGAUGUCAAACCUGUUUUAAAAUUAGAUUCAGGAAUCCUGUAUUUCCUUGUUUCCCCCUCCCUGUGACAUCAUCUUACUGAUGCAGUUCUUACUCCUCUGCAUGUGCUUUUAGUUUAGUAGAAUUUCCUAAAAGUGUUUAAUAAAAAUAGUCUUCUGAA
This is a messenger RNA of Hippoglossus stenolepis (Pacific halibut), 2382 nucleotides long. RefSeq names its product zinc finger, C3HC-type containing 1 (gene zc3hc1). The record is from RefSeq and is a predicted model, not a curated record. Gene Ontology annotation, cellular component: nucleus. The transcript is spliced from 10 exons. Lineage: Eukaryota; Metazoa; Chordata; Actinopteri; Pleuronectiformes; Pleuronectidae. The coding region runs from base 33 to 1562 and encodes 509 amino acids. Gene Ontology annotation, molecular function: zinc ion binding.